Messenger RNA from Cinclus cinclus, 531 nucleotides. RefSeq names its product NADH:ubiquinone oxidoreductase subunit A7 (gene NDUFA7). The record is from RefSeq and is a predicted model, not a curated record. Gene Ontology annotation, cellular component: mitochondrial inner membrane. The coding region runs from base 32 to 382 and encodes 116 amino acids. Gene Ontology annotation, biological process: mitochondrial electron transport, NADH to ubiquinone; ATP synthesis coupled electron transport. The transcript is spliced from 4 exons. Lineage: Eukaryota; Metazoa; Chordata; Aves; Passeriformes; Cinclidae.
CCCUCGCGCCCCGUCCUUCACCGCGGCCAAGAUGGCGACGGCAACUCCUCUGAUCCAGCGGCUCCGCAACUUCCUGGCAGGGCGGGAUCUCCAGGCGAAGCUGCAGCUGCGCUACGAGGAGAUCGCUAAGAGGACCCAGCCGGCGCCGCGGCUUCCGGUGGGCCCUAGCCACAAACUCGCCGAUAACUAUUACUACAGCCGGGACGGGCGCCGGGAGUCCCUGCCGCCCGUGGUGGUGAUGGCGGCGGCGCAGAGAACCCUGCCCGCGGGUUCACAGGCCGGCAGUUCAGGCACUGCGGUGACAACAACAGGGAAGAAGCCAGUGACACCAGGAUCACCACUUAGGAAGUGGGAAAUUUCCAAGGAUGAGCCCUACUUAUGAGGAGGCAGUGAGCUGAGGCUGUGUGAUGGGCACAGGUGGUUCCAUAGCAGCUCUGAUGCAGAGCUGCUGUGCUGGAUGUGGCUCCAGACUGCUGGAGGCUGUGCUGUCUGAUUAAUAACUGUAUAUAAAGCUAUGAUUACUACUCCCCA